GUAUGUUGUAAACAAAAAAUAUCUUUUUACAUUACUUUCAUAACACAACUAUUUAAGAAAAAUUAAAUUCUUUCGAAUAUGUUUAUAAGUAAAAGAUACUUGUUAUUCUUAAAAAGUUAUAAGAAAACGUUCAUGAAUUGUUAUCCUAAAUUUUAUAGAUUAGACAAGUACUAUUCUAAACAAAGUGAUUUUAUUUAUUUCUACAAAUGUCGCAAGAAACAACAGUUUAAUUUCUAUAGCACCGUAACUACUAAUUUUACUCCAAUUUUGUCUCAGACGUUACAAAAUGAAGUAGUUGAUUUGUACAUAAAUCUUCGAAAUGGCAAAGUGUGCUUGGAUGAUUUCAAACAAAUUAUACAAAUGUAUGAUGAAACAGACAAUACAUUGUCAAACGAUAUUGGCUUAAUAUUACUCAAAUGUUGUGGUAAUUUACUACCUAAUGUUGAUUUACCAACAAGGCAAAAAUUAACUAGUCAAGUAUGGAAUCUUCUUCACAAGAAAGGUUGUCAAAUAACUUUGGAACAUUAUAAUUGUCUUCUUACAGUUUAUGCACAAAAUUUAGAAACUAUAAAUCCACAUGAAUUCUUAGAUAAAAUAACCAUAAAACCUGAUCAAAGUAUAUAUUGUUCCCUAUUGAAUCUACUAUCGAAAACAGAAAAUGUCGAAUUAUUAGUCGCUACUAAUAUAAUAUCAAAAAUGAAAGAAAAUCUAGAUACGUGGGAUGAAGAAAUAUUCAAUAUGAUUGUUAAAGUAUAUGCAAUGCAAGGAAACAUUGAAGAAGCUAAUAAAGUAAUCAAGGAAAUGGAAUCCAAUAAAAUUAUGCCAUCUCCUGAUACUUAUAUUUAUUUAGCAUAUGGUUUUGCAAAGAUGGGCAAUAUUUCCAAUGUUAUGGAAACUUUUGAAAAAUAUCAUCCAAAUACUAUGAAUAUUAUGGAAGUUAUUAAAAUUCUUAGUCGUCAUGGACAUGGAGAGCACAUAGAAAGUAUUUUAAAAUUUCUAUCCAAAUCAUUGAAGUUAACUGACUUAAAUCUAAUUACUAAUACUAUUACUGAACUUAUAUAUGCCGGCGACAGAAUAAAUACUAUUAAGAUAUUAAAUAAUCUUCCUUCUUGUCCAGAAGUUAUAAAUACUUAUGUAGAAUAUGUUAAAUGUUUUGUAAAUGAAGAUAUCCAAUCGAAUAAGCCGGAUAAAGAUAUUUUACAAAUGAUACAUGAAAUCAUCAAUUAUAAUUCUUCUCCGUAUAUCAUAAAUGAAGCUACCAAAAUUACCUUAUAUAAUGGCAGAAAAUUAUUGGCGCUUACUUUAUUUGAAGAUAUGAAAAAAUAUAACAUCCCAAUACGUAGUCAUUAUUAUUGGCCACUGCUAUUACAAGUGCAGAAAAAUGCAGACAAAAACAAAUUAUAUUCUCUUUUUUCACACAUGAUAUCUUUAAAUGUAGAGAUAGAUAAGGAUACACUCAUUGAAUAUGUACUUCCUUUUAUAGAUGUAACUGAUCCCAUUAAGACAAUAACAACAUUGAGCCAAAAAGAGAUUAAUUUUAUGACUCUGGUAAGAAGCAUCAGUGCAUUUCUUUUAGACAAUAACAGAUUAAACGAUUUAUUAUCAUUGCUGUCUAAAUUGAGAGUGAAUCUUGAUUUUUGUGAUUCUCACUUACAAAAGUCUCUUGUUCAAGGGUAUAUAAAAGCAACCAGUGCAUCAGAUUAUGCAUCAUUAAUGCUACAAAUACCUCAUAUAAAGAAACCACCAUAUUUGUAUAUAUUGAAUGCAUUAUUAGAUGAUGCAUUUGAAUCUAAAACUCUGAAGCAACUUAUUAAUUUUUUACAAAUAUUAAAAAAACAUAAAGUGAAAUUAUCGGAGUCAGAGCUCGAUGUUAUGGUAAAACGUAUUUUUAACAUAAAAGUAGAUGCAGUUGAAUUAGAAACUGUUUUUAAUUUAUUGAGUGUUGAAGAAAUAGAUUUAAAUUAUAAAAGUAACACAUAUAAAAGAAAUGAGUCUAGCUUAAUAUUAUCGGUGAAACCUCAUCCAACAAAAAUGGACAUAGAGCAACUACAUAAUCAUAUGAUAGAACUUAAAUUUAAGAAUAUGAACAUUCGUGGCGUGCUAAAGAAAUUAUUGGACCAAUAUUGUAAACAAAAUGAUUUAAAGGCUGCCGAAAAAAUAAAGGAAGAGAUUAUUUUAAAUAACUUCGAUUGGACACCAGGAAUGAGAGCAGGGUUGUUUCAUUUGUAUGUAAGAAAUAAUCUAUUGGAUAAAGCUGAAGCUGAAUUAAAUGAAAUUCAAACUAAAUACAGCGAAUUUAAGUUAGAUACUAGUAAAAUAUUACUGUAUGCUGUUUCUCUAGUAAAAAACAAUAGAGUAGAAGAUGCAUUUAAUCUAAUUAACAAUGUUAAAAAUAUUAAUAUCUCUUCAAAUACUAUUUCUGGCUGUUUAAACUUAUUGAUGGCAUUAAUCGAAAGCGAAGAUCCUGAUGAUGCAGAAAAAAUGAUAAUAACUCUCUCGGAAAAUAAUUAUUGUAAACUUGACAAUAUUUUGUUUUCUCCUUUGAUUGAAAGACAUCUUAUGAUAAAUGACAUAGAAUCUGCUGCAGAUACUUUUAUUUACUGUGCGAAUAAAUAUAAGAAAACUCCAUUAAAACAAAAAUUAUUAGAUAUAUUAAUCCAGAAUUCGGCUGAUUUAUCAUUAUCGUAUACUGGAGAUAAGUUAAAACAGAUUUUAAAAUGUAUAACUGAUAUUCACGGAGAGCCAGUGUCUAUAGUAAAAUUGAUUAUAGCAUUAGCACGAAGUGAUAAAGUUCCAGAAAUACAAAUAAUAUUUCAGAAAAAAGAUGUGCAAAUGAAACUGUUGCUUUACGAACUUCGAAAAAAAACCCAUGAUAAUAUACUUGAUAUAUUACUAACUAUAUUUAAAGCUAUUAAGAAUGAAGACAACACAAAAGUAAAGCAUAUGUGUGAUUUUAUCCUUUCGACCUAUGAUCAAAAAAAUGAUUACAAAGGAGGCGCUGCAUUUUUAAAUGAAAUGAAAGCUGCAUCAAUACCAAUAUCUAAGAAUAAAUUGGAAAGGAAGUUUGGAAAUCUUGUGGCUCAAUAAAAAACAAAGAAUGCAAUAUUAAAAUGUAAUUAUACUAUUGAGUCUUCUGUAUGCAUAUAUCCAAUUUAAACGGAUUUGAAAAUAAGAACGUAUGUCAUGUAUAAGAAAGGUGUAAUAAUUUAAUAAAGAUUUUUGAAAUUGCUUUCAA
This is a messenger RNA of Polistes canadensis, 3235 nucleotides long. Its product is annotated as leucine-rich PPR motif-containing protein, mitochondrial-like. Lineage: Eukaryota; Metazoa; Arthropoda; Insecta; Hymenoptera; Vespidae. The coding region runs from base 79 to 3087 and encodes 1002 amino acids. The transcript has 3 exons. Gene Ontology annotation, molecular function: protein binding. The record is from RefSeq and is a predicted model, not a curated record.